Molecule: messenger RNA, 6860 nt
Organism: Etheostoma cragini (Arkansas darter)
Lineage: Eukaryota; Metazoa; Chordata; Actinopteri; Perciformes; Percidae
Product: tenascin-like
Exons: 23
Coding region: 407-5491 (1694 amino acids)
Molecular function (GO): protein binding
Source: RefSeq, a predicted model, not a curated record
AAUACUGAGGAGGGUUGAAUGGGUGGGGGGCAUUUAAGAGAGCAGUAGGUGGGAGUGGAGUCUGACCGCAGAGGGGCUACUGUUCAAGAGAAAGGGAACUAUCUCUCUCUCUCUCUCUUUCUCCUCACUGGCAGCACAGCAUCAGCCGGCUCUCUAGGUAGACUCGAGUAACCGCUGUAAGAGAACAGAGAGCGGAGGGAAGAUGACAGAGCUGUCAGCGCUCUGAGAGAUACACACUGCUGAGAACAUUUGGAUCGGGGCUGGCUGAUAAGGCGCUCUUCAACACUGUUUCUGCUUCCAUUUUCUAGUGAGUGGAGAAGCUGUGGGCAUUGUGCGGACAAGAACACUUGCUACCUGAACAGACUCUAGUCUGCUACUUUCUGAGAAGUAGUUCCACGGUGUCAUCAUGGGAAUGAAAGGCUUUCUGUUAUGCGGCCUGACCGUGGCCAUGAUCUUCCAACUCUCCACUGCCGGCCUGGUCAAGAAGGUCAUCCGCCACCGUAGAGAGGCUUUGAUGCCCAAGAAAACCCAGGAGAACAUCACGGUGCCCCACCCCGACCAACCGGUGGUGUUCAACCACGUCUACAACAUCAAUGUACCCUCCACGUCUCUCUGCUCUGUGGACCUGGACUCGCCCGGUGACUCUGAGCUCAAACACAAGAGUGCCCCGAUGGACAUGCAGAACAGCGAGCAUAUGGAGCACACAGUGGACGGUGACAAUCAGAUCGUUUUCACCCACCGCAUCAAUAUCCCCAAGCAGGCAUGCGGCUGUGACAACCAAGCGCCCGAUAUCAAGGACAUCCUGAACCGACUGGAGAUGCUGGAGUCCGAGCUGUCUAGUCUGAGAGAGCAGUGCAGCAGUGGGGCAGGCUGCUGUGGAGCUCAGGUUACCGCAGGUGAUGUGUCCACAAAGCCUUACUGUAAUGGCCGUGGGAACUGGAGCACUGACACCUGCAGCUGCAUAUGUGAGCCUGGAUGGAAGGGCCCCAACUGCACCGAACCUGAGUGCCCCAAUGACUGCCAGGACCAGGGCCGCUGUGUGGAUGGCAAAUGUGAGUGCUUUGAAGGCUUUGGUGGGGACGACUGCGGUAUUGAGCUCUGCCUGCUGGACUGCGGUGACUAUGGCCACUGUGUAGAUGGGUCCUGCCUCUGUGAGGAGGGCUUCAUUGGUCAGGACUGCACCCAGACCAACUGCCUCAACAACUGCCUGGGCCGUGGACGCUGCGAAGACAAUGAGUGUGUUUGCGACGAGCCGUGGACGGGCUACGACUGCUCCGAACUCAUCUGUCCAAACGACUGCUAUGACCGUGGACGCUGCGUCAAUGGUACCUGCUACUGUGAACAGGGCUACACUGGAGAAGACUGCGGGGAGCUCACUUGUGCCGGCAACUGUAACAACCGUGGCAUGUGUGUGAAUGGCCAGUGUGUGUGCCAGACCGGCUACAGCGGAGAGGAUUGCUCGAAGCUCACCUGUCCCCAGAACUGCAAUGAGAAAGGCCAUUGCUUUAAUGGAAAGUGCAUCUGUGAUCCAGGAUUUGAGGGUGAAGAUUGCUCUAUCCUCUCCUGCCCUGAGAACUGCAGCAACAGGGGCCAGUGCAUUAACGGAGAAUGUGUAUGUGACAUAGGAUACCAGGGCGAAGAUUGUAGCGAGCUCUCCUGCCUUAACAAUUGCCAAGACCUUGGCCUCUGCGUUAACGGACAGUGCGUAUGUAACAAAGGCUAUGCUGGGGAGGACUGCAGCAUCAAGACUUGUCCAAAAGACUGCAUGGGACAAGGAGAAUGCGUGGAUGGCAAGUGCGUGUGCUUUGUCGGAUUCACUGGGAAAGACUGCGGCCAGCUGACCUGCCCCAAUGACUGCUUGGACCGUGGUCACUGUGUGAACGGGCAAUGUGUUUGUCACAAAGGUUUUGCCGGUGAGGACUGCAGUGAGAAGACGUGUCCCAAGAACUGUCUUGAUAGAGGUUACUGCGUCGAUGGCAACUGUGUGUGUUAUGAAGGUUUCACCGGGCCUGACUGCUCAAUGCUGACCUGCCCAGAAGACUGCCAAAACCAGGGGAACUGUGAGAACGGAGUGUGUGUUUGCAACGAGGGCUUCAUUGGGGAGGACUGCUCUGGGGUCUCACCUCCCAAGGACCUGACAGUGGUGGAGGUCACCCCAGAGACGGUGGACGUGUCCUGGGCGAAUGAGAUGCGCGUGAAUGAAUACCUGAUCACCUAUGUGCCAACGGCCCCUGGAGGUCUGGAGCUGGACAUGCGGGUGCCUGGGGACCAGAAGAUGACCACUAUUCGGGAGCUUGAGCCUGGUGUGGAGUACCUGAUCAGCGUUUUUGCUGUGCUCAACAACAAGAGGAGUCUUCCUGUCAGUGCUAGGGUGGCUACACAUCUGCCCGAGCCUGAGGGACUAAAGUUUAAGUCUGUGCGGGAGACGUCAGUGGAGGUGCAGUGGGACCCAUUGGACAUUUCUUUCGAUGGCUGGAACCUCAUAUUCAGAAAUACAAAAGAGGAAGAUGGUGAGAUUCUCAACUCCCUCGGCCGUCCAGAGACCACCUUUGAGCAGUCGGGCCUGGGCCCUGGCCAGGAGUACGAGGUCAAGCUGGAGGUGGUGAAGAACAACAAGCGUGGACCGCCUGCUUCCCAGAGCGUAAUCACAAUGAUUGAUGCCCCCGGCCAGGUGGAUGUGCGUGACGUGACAGACACCACAGCCCUGGUGACCUGGUUCCAACCCGUGGCGGAGGUGGACGGGGUCAGCGUCUCCUACGGGCCCAUUUCCAACCCCGCUGAACGCAAGGUGGUGGAGCUGUCCUCCACUGACACACAGUACCACCUGGGGGGCCUUACCCCCGACACCCAGUACGAGGUGUCGCUGUUGGCUCGGAGGGGAGAACGGACCAGCGUUCCCAUCUAUGAGUCUUUCCUCACAGAUCUGGACGCCCCCAGAGACCUGCAGACAGUGGAGCUGACGGAUGAGAGCAUCACCCUGGAGUGGAAGAACAGCCAGGCUCCGGUGGACAACUACCGCAUCAAGUACGGACCUCUGUCAGGGGGGGAGCACGGAGAGCUGCUCUUCCCCCCGGGACCCAAGGACACCACCCGGGCCAAGAUCACCGGCCUGAGACCGAGCACCGAGUACGGGAUGGGUGUUACCGCAGUGACAGAUGAGCGGGAGAGUCUGCCGACAACCACCAACGCAGUCACUGCCCUGGAUGCUCCCAAAAACCUGCGUGUUGUAGAAGUGACGGAGACGACCAUGAUGCUGGAGUGGACACGCCCGCUGGCCAAAUUGGACUCCUUCAGACUAGUUUACGUGUCUGCUGAUGGGCACCGAGCUGAGGAGGUCAUCCCAGGCAGCUCAGAGUCCCACACUCUUAGGGGCCUUACACCUGGCAUGCUUUACACCAUCAGCAUCAUCGCCGAGAGGGGCCGCAGGACUAGUGCACCCAGCACCAUCUCAGCACCAACAGAGGAGGAGAAGCCUGUGGUGACCAAUGUCACCGUCAGCGACGUAUCGUGGGACAGCUUCCUCCUGUCCUGGUCUGCUGAGGACGGGGCAUUGGAGGCCUUUCUGAUCGAGGUUACCGAUGCAGAGACGGGCGCUGAGUGGCAAAACCACACGGUGCCCGCCGAUGCUCGCAGCCUGGCCAUCUCUGGCCUCUCCUCCACCACCUGGUACAGGGCCAGUCUGUACGGGGUGUUCAGGGGGGCCCUCUUAGACCCGGUCUUUGCAGACACCAUCACAGAGGCCGAACCGGAGAUGCAGGCUCUCGUUGUCUCCGACGUCACCUCUGAGAGCUUUAGGUUGGCCUGGACGGCUGAAGAGGAAGCCUUCGACACCUUUGUGGUAAUGGUCAGCCAGGCCGAGGGCCCAGGCCAACCAAGAGAGCUGGUGCUGGGUGGUGAGGAGUGGAGCACAGCUAUCACAGAUCUCGCCGAGGACACAGAGUACAAAGUCGAAAUCUUUGGGCUCAUUUUGGGAAGAAGCUCUAAGUCUGUAAUGGAGUGGGUGAGAACAGAUGUGGGUCCACCCAAGGGUUUCCGCUUCUCUGAUGUCACGGACACGUCGGCCACCGUUCACUGGGGGGUUCCCAGAGCACGGGUGGACAGCUACAGGGUCACCUACGUGCCUGCUCAUGGAGGUAAUGCGAAGACUCUGACAGUGGACGGCUCGGAGUCUCAGACCGUGCUGCCCAAUCUGACCCCCGGGGUCACCUAUGAGGUCACCGUAAUUGCUGUCAAGGGUCAAAGGGAGAGUGAGCCUGGAUCAGACAGCGUCACCACCGCUCUGGAUAAACCCCGUGGUCUGACUGCAGUCAACAUCACAGACACUGAGGCCCUGUUGCUCUGGCAGCCCGCCAUCGCCACUGUAGACGGCUACGUCAUCACCUACAGCGCAGACUCGGUGGCUCCAGUGAUGGAGCGCGUGUCAGGAAACGUCGUGGAGUUUGAGAUGAGCUCCCUGACGCCUGCCACGCACUACACUGUGAAGGUGUACGCUGUGAGGGACCUGGCCAAGAGUGCAGCCACCACCACAGAGUUCACCACCGACGUGGACGCCCCUCUGGACCUGGCAGCCAGUAACAUUCAGACAGAGAACGGUAUGCUGACGUGGAAGCCACCUCGGGCUGACAUCACCGGAUACAUCCUGAGCUUUGAGUCGGCAGAUGGCGUUGUCCGUGAGGUGGUCCUGAGUCCCAACGCUGUCUCCUAUAACAUGGCCCAGCUCAGCGCCUCCACAGAGUAUUCAGUCAAGCUGCAGGCCAUCGCUGGUCCCAAGAGAAGCCGAGUCAUCACUACUGUCUUCACCACCACUGGUGUCCUGUACAGACACCCCAAGGACUGCUCCCAGGCCCUUCUGAAUGGAGACACCUCAUCAGACCUGUACACCAUCUAUCUGGGUGGGGAUGAGAGCCAGCCCGUCCAGGUCUACUGCGACAUGAGCACCGAUGGAGGUGGAUGGAUUGUGUUCCUCCGACGACAGAGUGGUAAACUGGAGUUUUUCCGCAACUGGAAGAAUUACACAGCUGGCUUUGGUGACAUGAACGAUGAAUUCUGGCUGGGUCUUUCCAACCUGCAUAAGAUCACAGCUGGAGGACAGUACGAGCUGCGAGUGGACCUCAGAGAUAAGGGAGAGACAGCCUACGCCCAGUACGACAAGUUCUCCGUCUCUGAACCCCGGACCCGCUUCAAAGUCCACGUAGGAGGAUACAGUGGAACAGCAGGUGACUCCAUGACGUACCAUCACGGGCGUCCAUUCUCCACUUACGACCACGACAACGACAUCGCCGUCACCAACUGUGCCCUGUCCUAUAAGGGAGCGUUCUGGUACAAGAACUGCCACCGCGUCAACCUCAUGGGACGCUAUGGAGACAACAGCCACAGCAAGGGUGUCAACUGGUUCCACUGGAAAGGCCACGAGCACUCCAUCGAGUUUGCUGAGAUGAAGAUCAGGCCGUCCAACUUCAGGAAUCUGGAAGGAAGAAGGAAACGAUCAUAAACACCCACCCCCCCACCCCCCCUCCUCCCUCCACAUCCCCCCUCCUCCCUCCACACCCCCACAACCACCACCACCACCACAACCACCCUCCACCAACACUGCUACAACUCUGUUUGGACCCCCCUUAGACCACCUGGAGUCCCACACCCCUUGCACCCCGCAGCGAUCAAAAGCCACUGCCGAGAUCCCCGCUGCCUCCAUCUUCCCGCCCCCCCGAUCGCUCACAGAUCAGCAUGGACACACCAUGAGAUGAGAACUACUUAACCCCCCCCCCCCCGCCCCCCGUUGACACGGUUGUGGAAAUGCUGCAAGUGCGGAAAUUGAUGUGCAUGUUACAAACUGGACUUAAAUCGAGCCCACACAGAUUCUACUCACGCACCAAAGAUAGCAACAACAACAACUCCAUGUCCCCUGAUAGUGAUCCAUCCUCCGGUGUUGCAGCAUUUGUGGGGAGGCUUGGGCUUUAUGUUGUGUACAGUCAUUAAUACCGUUCCUAUUUCAUGUUUGGGGUGUGACAGAAAGGACAGGCUGUUUAUGCAGUAGUACAAUGUGGUCUUGUUUAGGUUCAGGGCCUCUUUGCUAAAACCGAUAAUACAUUUCAUACGAUUCAGCAAUUCUGGAUCAUCUUACAAAGUCUAUUCCUUGUACAGUACUGUACACGUAUCUAAAUGAAAGAUUUGGAAAGAGAUAUUCCUCAAAUGGCAUUCCUCACAUGUCAGAUAUCUCUGUCUAACUUGCCAUUUGUUUGUGUUUGUGCUUGUCUCAGAGUCACUUUAUCCUCUCCGGGUUCCCUCAUGUCGGGCAACAUCUCAUGUGGUAGAGAUGGAAAUGAAAAGAGAAAAAAAAUAAAAUAUAUGGAAAAGUAUUUUACCCCGCCACGUCCCGUGUCCACGUGGAUGGCAAUGUUUUCAUUCAUUACGUCAGCCCCUGAAGGCAUCACGCACAACGGACAGAGAAAAGAAGAGCUGGUGUGUUUCCAUGUGUGUUGUUUCUGCUGUGAAUCCGAUGCAGGACCUGUUCCUCAGUGUAAAAUGAGAUGCGGAGAUGAUAUUUUCUCUCAUUUUGCAAUAUGUGAAAACAUUGAUGUGUGGAACGGGACGAGGCUCGGCGUUGUUGACAGAAAAGGUUUCUGUUGGACACAGUAAGGUCUCCAUGUGUGCGUUGAUGCCGAUAGUGUUUGAACAGGCCAAGACUAGAGAAGUUGCUACCCCCCCCAGCCCUGCCACAGCAGCAGCACACUAACCACUGACCCUGGGCAGAAUGCCUGUGUAAAUUAAGUUUGUUUUCAUGCUAUGUCUGUUAUAACUGGGUGAACAACCGGUGUUUCUCUGUGAACUGUGUUACAAUAAAACACUUUGUUUCAAAGGAA